Populus trichocarpa (black cottonwood) is the source of this 1306-nucleotide messenger RNA. RefSeq lists its product as uncharacterized. The transcript has 5 exons. Bases 113 to 892 code for a protein of 259 amino acids. The record is from RefSeq and is a predicted model, not a curated record. NCBI's taxonomy places the organism in Eukaryota, Viridiplantae, Streptophyta, Magnoliopsida, Malpighiales, Salicaceae.
UUUUUAAUACACAAAGGAUAAGAACAAAAGAGAAGACAGAGAGAAAGGGAAACUUUGGUGUGUUUGUUUGUUAACUGGUAAAAGAUUUGUCAAGUUUUCACUGUUUUUAGAAAUGGGGGAUUUGGAAAAGCAAGUGGUGGUGAAUGGAGGGAAGGAGGAGGCAGAGGAAGAGGAGAAGCUGUUAAUGGAAGGGAUGAGUGUUUUGGAUUUUGAUAUGUUGUGUUCUACCGUGGCUAUGCAAACACAAGGCAAAUAUUGGGCCAAACUUGAAAGCAAUGAAGAAGAAGACGAUGAUUUGAAUCGUUACAAUAAUGGAGGUGGUGGUGGUGGUUUCAGGAUGUGGGAAGGUGAAGUUCUUGAUUGCUUUGAUGACCGCCGCAUUGCCAUCGAAUCUCUUUGCUGUCCAUGCUAUAGAUUUGGAAAGAACAUGAGACGAGCUGGUUUUGGUUCUUGUUUUCUUCAGGGAAUUGCAUAUUACAUUCUUGGUCUUGGCGCCCUGCUCAACUUCAUUGCCUUUAUUGUGACGAAGCGAAGCCGCUUUCUGUACUUGUCAAUUGUUUUUACCUUCUCAUUAGGAAUAUAUUUGGGUUUCUUCCGCACACAGAUGAGAAAGAAAUUUAAUAUCAGGGGUAGUGAUAGUUCCUUGGAUGAUUGCAUCUACCAUCUGAUCUGCCCAUGCUGCACAUUAUCCCAGGAAUCCAGGACAUUGGAGAUGAACAAUGUCCAAGAUGGUACCUGGCAUGGCCGGGGAGACACUAUAUGUGUGGGUAGUUAUAGUGAAGGAAACAAAGUGUUCCUGGAGCUGCACCCACCUCCCGCUGUCACAACCAGCUCCCCUGAUGUUUGCAGCAUGCAAAAAAAUACCAAUGUCAGUGACCAACCUUCGACUUGAGAUGUUUGGGCUUGAGACCUUGAUCUCUGAAUCAACGUGUUAUGAGCUUCCACAUGAUUUAUUUCCUGAAGAAAAGGGUGAUAUGCAAGCAAUAUCACCCAAUCUUGUUUACAAGAAGAAUCAGAGGGCAGCGUGGAGCAUUUGCUGCCUAUACUCAGACUGCUGCGUUUUCAAAUCAGGGAAGAUAACCUGUUUGUGAGAAUCUGAUGAAGAAGAUGUGUGCAGUCCAUGCAGACAACGGAGAUGAACAUUGUCAGGUUAUUGGUUAGACCCUGUUCUUUGCGUGCUUUGUUUAGUGGUGGAAGUUGUAAAUAUUGUAGUCACAUUUGUUCUACGAAUUUGAAGCAACACUAUUUAUUUCACACUGGCCGAGUUUGAUUUAUUUAAGUUUGUAAAAAUCAAGUGUAUUAGCAA